This is a messenger RNA of Paecilomyces variotii, 1378 nucleotides long. RefSeq lists its product as hypothetical. Lineage: Eukaryota; Fungi; Ascomycota; Eurotiomycetes; Eurotiales; Thermoascaceae. The transcript is spliced from 5 exons. Bases 98 to 949 code for a protein of 283 amino acids. The record is from RefSeq and is a predicted model, not a curated record.
AAGUCUACGUAAGGAUCAUGGAUCAAAUUUCAGCUUCUUGGAAUCUACGAUUCUUUGUUAGUAGAUCGUUCAUUUUCCCUCUCCGUGGUAGGACACUAUGGGCACCUAUCAUCCACCUUUAUCGCUUGUCAUAUUAGGGACAAUCUUUAUUGGUCUGGGGCUUAUAGCUUCUAUUGUAAUCGGGCUUGAUAUACUCCUCCGCCGAGGAUGGAGGUCAAUGAUGGGCAUAAUGAUUCCAGUGUACCUCCUCAAUUCGUUAUAUCUUGCACCAAUCACGUUAUGGGUAUACUUCAGUUAUGGCCGGCCAACAAAACCAGAGAGACCCUCUAAGUCAACCGGUGAGCAUCAACAUGGUCAUUGCAAUCCUGGCGGAAAUGGUCAACUAAACCAUCAUGACCACAUGGAGAAUAAAGAACUUGAACACGGACACGACCAGAGCCAUGGCCAGCACCACAGUGAGGUCCACGGGGAAGGUCACCACCACAUGGGCGGCUCAUCACGGCCUAUGUUCGCAACCACAACUGUCGCAGUGUGCCAUUGCGGAGCAGGAUGUCUCUUGGGAGAUAUCGUUGGCGAAUGGCUCGUUUACGGGACGGAUGCCAAAAUCAAUGGCCACCGACUAUGGGUCGCUUUCCUAGUUGAUUACGGAUUCGCUCUUCUUUUUGGAAUUGUAUUUCAAUAUUUCUCCAUCGCCCCGAUGUCAGGCGAUUAUGGUCCCGUGACGAUAUGGCGGUCGAUAAAAGCCGAUUUUCUGUCGUUGACUUCGUUCCAGAUCGGUCUGUACGGGUGGAUGGCAAUAUACCAGAUUCCAAUAUGGAACUUUAGGUUGGAAGUGAGCAAUGUUGUUUACUGGUGGAUGAUGCAGAUCGGCAUGUUCGCGGGCCAUUGGACAGCCGUACCGAUGAAUUGGCUCUUGAUUAAAUUCAAAGUAAAAGAGCCAUGCGCGUGAAGCAAACUACAUUACGGAUACAAUGUGAAGCCAUUCUUAGGGUUCACUCAGGAUAAAGUGUCUCGACUCCAAUGCAUGAUGAUUUUCGACCUGCUUGUAUAAGCGCCUGCAUCUUAUUGAGAAAUUUGCCUACCCUUGAGGUUUCGACGAAAGGACUUACACGUAUCUAAAACUAUUUCUGUAUCGUUGUUUCCUUCCUUAUUGUUAGGUAUGUCCAAGUGGCGAUUGCUUGCAAAAUGAUUGUGUAGUCACAUUAUAUCGAGGAAAGAUUAUCCCCGCAAGUCUAGUGCAUAACACCUUCCGCAGCUCCUUUAACACCUGCCUUUCCACUUCUUAUUCUGAUGAUAUUUUGAUAAUGGUAUUGAAGUGUUUCAUUGCUCACACUGAUAUGUCUUGUUGUCUGCCAAGCCUCCGGCUCUAGUAGGCACC